GCGCAGGAUUCUCCUCCUCAUUAGGCUGGGGUGCUUCCUCCCUGCCUCUCAAGCGACUAGCGACAGUGAGAAGAAGUGACGCCGAGUGAAAAUGUUUGCCGGAAUUUCUCGUACCAUUGCGAAGCAACAGGCCACAAUGGGUCGCCCGUGCUGCCCGGGAAGGCUGCUGGCGUGAAUGUGGUGAAAGCGGUGACGAAGUGAGUGACGAAAAUGCGAAUUGUGUCCUUGGAGGCAACCAUCCUGCACCCCCUAACCGAAUGUGCCAACAUGUCCUGAAUUGUUUGCCUCGCACACGGUUUGAAGGUUGCCUAGUCGUUGUUUUGGUGUGUCCAUUUUUCGUGGUGCUGUGUUUUUAUUUUUCUUUGCUAAGGUGGAAUUAAAGUGCGUUCAAUUCGAUUCCGUGUGACAUUUAGCGUUGAUUUUCUGGCGCUUCGUCCAGGUUUGAGGUCCGUCUAACGGUUCGCGCGGUGCAUGUGGUUCACCGGUUACUGCUGCGGCGUGAACGGAGCACGCACAGCAGCAGCAGCAGCGGUGGGACGGGAUUGUGACGGCGGUAACCACAACCACGACCACUACGGUGAGGAUCACGAAAACUACAACCAGAAGUGGAAGUACCAGCAGCACGAGCAAACCGUUAUGGGUUGCACACCGAGCAUCCUCUCGAACGGAAGCAACAAUCAGCAGCAGCAGCAGCAGCAGUCGCGCAAGGAUAGUGGCCUGUACGUGGGCAACGUGGCGACCAGUGGCAAUGGAAGCAACGAUACCAGCAGCAAUGCCGCCGCCAACAACAACAAGCUAAGCAACAGCAGCCCGGUCAACCCGACGAUGGUCAAUGCGCCCUACCCGGGUGCAGCAUCGAAGGACGGUGGUACGGAAAAGGAAAGUGCGAAAAAAGAUUCGAUCGUUUCGAUAUCCGCCACGGGGCACAUUACAAGCUUUCCUGUCGUUUCCACCACCGUUAGAAGACCGACCGCUGGAAGUAAGUUUCACCAAUACUCAUCGGCAAGAUUGUGCUGUGGUACCUCCAGCAGCUCGGGACGGUACGGUCAUCGGAAGUCGUCGCUGGCAUUAACACCGGAGGAGGAACCGCUCGACUCGUGCCCGAGAUUAGUAUCGGAUCUGAAGUUUCCCAACCUGUUACCACCGAAUCCUGUGAUUAAGAUUUUGAUUGCCUUCUGCAAGAAUGAUCCCGUGUUCGAUGCGCUGGUUAAUGCCAGCCACCGUCUCAGCCUGGAGCCAACGUUCGUCAAGUCGGCCGAAAGUGCGAUUGAAGCGUUCCAAAAUCCGAGCUCGGGCGGGCACCACAUCAUCAUCGUGGACGCGCGAUACCCGCGCACGAUGGAGGCGGAAGCGCUCGGCAGGUCAAUUCGCAAUUCGAAGGGUAGCCAACAUACGACAAUGGUUGCGGUAGUGAAAAAGAGUGUAUUUGAAAAGGAUGAUACGGCUGUGAUUUCUCUGCUGGAUGUUGGCUAUAACAGGUGCAUUAUCGAGUCUCCACAUGUAUCGAUUUGUUCGUCGGAGCUGCGGCAAAUCCAGCACUCGCUCGUCAGACCGCAGAAUGUGAUAUCGACUCAACAGGCACUAUAUACGGCGCUUCAUCGAUCGAGGGAAGCGGUCAUCAUUACCGACGAUACGCUCCGGGCACAGUAUGCGAACCGAGCUAGCGAACGUGUGCUGAAUAUGAAGCUGGAUGAAAUCGUUGGCAGAUCUCUGAACGACUUGGUAACGGCCGAUAUUAGUAAUAUUUUAUCUCAUACCAGUAGAUAUAAGGACUACGACGGUUACCUUACCACGCGGAGAAAGUCCCAAGAAUCAUCACAAAUCCAUGUUCGUGCCGUACCUGUCUCGUGCAUCGGAAGGAAUCCCACACACUUAGUUUUAAUCCUAGAAUCAUCAUCCAGCGCACUCGUGUCAUCGAACGCGAUCGGAGAGGCACUGCAAACGUUACCGCAGGGUAAGGAGGUACCCCGCGGUUCACUGCACUCGAUCCGACGGGGCAGCUUCGACGUGCGGUCAAUCGCGUCGGAUGGGCUGCGGCGGACCAGCCUGGCGAAGUUGUCCUCGCUGCCGCUCGAGGCACCGAUCACCAAAGUACUGAGCCUGCUGGCACAGGUUCAGGAAAACUGCUCGCUCGAAGAAGCCAAGCUGCUGGACCGGGUGAUGGAGUUCCUCAAGCGGGAGGGACUGUACAGUCCGCAGAUGAAGGAAAUCCGCACCGAGGACCCGGUUGCCACCGAUCUGAUAGGGGCCCUGCUCACGCAAGGACCAACGAACAUCCUGUCGUCCAGGCGCAGCUCGAACGACUCCAUCAUACGCGGCGGUGGCCGACCAUCUACAGGGAGCAUCGUUUUCAACAAAACCAAAGAAUCUUCAGAACUGUCCGACCUGCUACAGACGGCCCUGGAUUGGGAUUUUGAAAUAUUUAAGCUAGAGGAACUUACCGAGAAACGUCCAUUAGUGUGUUUAGGAUUAGAACUGUUCCGGCGGUUUGAUGUGUACAAUACGUUCAACUGUGACGAGAUGACGUUCAAGCUGUGGCUCAUUGAGAUGGAGAAGCACUACCACAGCGAGAAUACAUAUCACAACAGCACUCAUGCCGCUGACGUGAUGCAGGCCACGGCAGUCUACCUGCAGCAGCUGAGCAACCGAGAGAUAAAAAUAAUGGACCGAAUGGACGAAGCGACCGCUCUCAUUGCCGCCGCAACCCAUGACAUAGACCAUCCGGGCCGUUCGUCUGCCUUCCUGUGCAACUCCGACAGCUCCCUGGCCCUGCUGUACAACGACAUUUGUGUGCUGGAGUCGCAUCAUGCGGCGACCACAUUCCGGUUGACGCUAGCCGACGAUAAGAUCAACAUCUUCAAAAACCUGGACCGGGACAUGUACAAAUUGGCGCGCUCCAUCAUUGUCGACAUGAUACUGGCGACGGAGAUGACGCGACAUUUCGAACAUCUCGCCAAGUUUGUGAGCGUGUUCGGCACGGACGUGGAGUCGAAGGAGCCGAUACCGCCCGAUAACGACGACAAUCAGAUACUUGUCCGGCGUAUGCUGAUCAAGUGUGCGGACGUGAGCAACCCAACGCGCCCGCUCAAAUUCUGCGUCGAGUGGGCCCGCCGCAUUGCGGAGGAGUACUUCAUGCAAACGGACGAGGAGAAGCGCAAAAAUCUGCCAAUCGUGAUGCCAAUGUUUGAUCGCACGACCUGCAGUAUCUCCAAGAGCCAGAUUGGCUUCAUCGAGUACAUCAUACACGACAUGAUGGACGCAUGGAACAGUUUUAUCGAAAUGCCCGAAAUCAUACGCUACAUGGAGUUCAACUAUUCCCAGUGGAAGCUGUUCGAGGAGCAAGGCAUCAAUACACUCAGCGACAUCAAGCGGAAGCAGAUGUCACUAAACGAAGAGACGGCAAGUUCGAUCUCCCUGGAGGAGAAGUUCUAGUAAGCCUGCUCCGCCGCGUUUAGGACUUGACAUCCGUCCUGCUCGGUCACGUUUUCAUCGCUAUUUUUUUGCUGGUACAAAACAAAACACAUUGAGACGAAAUUGUACGUGGGGCGGACGGACGAACCACACCACUCGGAACCAUCGAGCGAAGAUUCCGAGUUGUCACAAAAAGGACACGAGAGAGGAAUUAAUGUAAUUACGGAUAACGCCAACGCCAAAGGCCAAACGUCCCAUAAAGCGGACAGCUAACGCGAUCAUCAAUGGGGCGGAUCUUCCUUCCAUGAUUGUAGCAGUAUUGUUUUCAUACCAUCGUCAUUUACCGUACAUCCCAACCCUUACCCUUACAGAACUCGCCGAGUUCUUCGUGCAGCCAGGAGCAGCGACCCAGAAAUGUUAGAAAAUACGCAACAACUAAAACAAAACAAGAUAGAGCGAGAGAGUAUCAUUGGUUUGCACGUGCUAGAAAUUGUUGUCCGUUGUAACAAAAGAAAAACACACACACAGACACACUGCACCAUUUUCUGUAUCACGUACAACGGCAACGGUUGGCCACGGAGCCACAAUUCGAUUGGGAGCGCACAUUAUCAAAUCACGGUAAAAUUAUGUACAUCUAUCAGAGUCCAUCUACCCAACACACCCAACAACGCAUAAAUACACUCGUUUUUUGAGUUUAUCUAGCUUCGCUUAUUACCUGUUCGUUCUAAGAAAUUUGUCUCUUUUGUUUUGUAAAUUACGUAAUAAGAUCUACUAACUCCGCCGGUUUUGUUUAGGUUUUAACCACAUCGCGUAAUCGUCAGGGGGUGAGGGCGUUCGCACGAUAUGCCACGUACACUGAGAGAUAUUGCAGGUCAGGCUGCUGUGUCAGGUUAAUUCUCGACCGAUGUGUCUAUUCGAUUAGGUUAGCGUUAGGUAGUUUGUUUUAAUACCGUUUCCCCUCCCCCAAUCAAACACUCUGCCAGUGUUUCCCAACUACGUUUAGUUUACUCGAUUAAAAUUUGAAUCAUGCAAGGGGUAGGGGCGCUCCACGUAAUGUUAAGUCCGGGGAGCUGUAUAGAUGUAUUAUCACAAAGUAGGCAUAAUUUAUUAGCUUUUGUCACCGUAUUAGUGAGCGCACAAAACCACGUGCGUGCGUGUGUGUGUGUGUGUGUGUGGUAGGCAAUCCGUCAACCAAUCCAAUGUACGCCAGAGCCCGCGGUAAAACAGUAUUUAUUGGACCCAGUGAGCAGCGAUCAUGGAAUCAGCUCCAUGCAGCCAUAUUAACUUGUACGAAACCCGCUUUCUCUCCCUAUCAUUGCUUAUAGUUGUUUUUUUUUGUUUUAACACAAACCGAUGGAAACAGGUGUCAUUAGAAAGAGAUAGCAAAUGUAGAUGUUUUUGUUUAGGCUAUCUCUGCCACCAGUGCUUCGCACGUCGGCAGAUGUCUGUAGGAAGCCAAAAAGGAAAGGUAUCAUUUAGCACCACGCUACUUCGUUGAUCGAAGCCACCAGGAGAGUGUUAAGGAGUUAGUGAGGAGGUUUUGUGUUUUCUUUCAACCGAUGUUUGGAUAGGCGAAGUUCCUUAACACAAAGCGACGGUACAUUGCUGGUCGGGUGGUGAAUUUUGAAAGCAAAACUCCUGCCCAGAAAUACCCAUAUUUUCGGUACCGUUUAAAAUUAACCCUUCUGAACAGUGUGUGUGUGUGAGUGAGUGUGUAUGUGUACGCAUAUAAUAGUGCAUAUUUAAGAUACAGUAGAUGAAUGUUUCUAUUAGCGGAUUGCGGAUUGCUAAGUGCACCAUAUCUAGGAUCCUUAACGGUGGUUAUACAACAAAACAAAACGCUUUCUUAUAUGUUUAUCUCAAUAUAUUCGCGCUAGUUUCUUCA
Molecule: messenger RNA, 5296 nt
Organism: Anopheles moucheti
Lineage: Eukaryota; Metazoa; Arthropoda; Insecta; Diptera; Culicidae
Gene: Pde8
Product: high affinity cAMP-specific and IBMX-insensitive 3',5'-cyclic phosphodiesterase 8
Exons: 17
Coding region: 472-3432 (986 amino acids)
Biological process (GO): signal transduction; positive regulation of ERK1 and ERK2 cascade; regulation of DNA-templated transcription
Molecular function (GO): 3',5'-cyclic-nucleotide phosphodiesterase activity
Source: RefSeq, a predicted model, not a curated record